UUCCUUUGGCCCUCAUUUCUUAUAUAGACCCCCUUCACCUCCUCCUUGCUUCCCUCACUCCUCCUCUUCUCUUCUACUUCUCUCUCUACACUCUUUCUCUCUCUUAAUUUACAAUUCAUCUCUCUCUACAUUCCCUUGGUGGGUUUAUCAAUUUUUAGUGAUAAACCGCACCAACAUUGUCUUUGUUACACACAGUAUUACACUAAUACACCUUAAAAAAAACUGGGAAUUUUUUGACCAGAAUUUGACGUUAUAAAUGGCGAAACCCGUUUCAAUGGCUACCUUGGUAGUUAUGAUACUUCUGUGUAUUCCAAUGGCGUUCGCUGGUCAUAACUAUGGCGACGCUUUAAGUAAGGGCAUUCUGUUUUAUGAAGCUCAAAGAUCUGGUGUUCUUCCCCAUAAUCAAAGGGUGAAUUGGAGAUCUCAUUCCGGUCUAAACGACGGCAAAACCAGUGGGGUGGAUCUGGUAGGAGGAUACUAUGAUGCAGGUGACAAUGUGAAAUUUGGUCUGCCAAUGGCGUUUACAGUAACAAUGAUGUCAUGGAGUGUGAUUGAGUAUGGAAGACAAAUGGGUUCAAAUGGUGAGCUUGGCCAUGCUCUUGAAGCUAUCAAGUGGGGUACUGACUACUUCAUUAAGGCCCACCCUGAACCCAAUGUUCUUUAUGGAGAGGUUGGAGAUGGUAACACAGACCAUUACUGUUGGCAAAGGCCAGAGGACAUGACCACCGACCGGUCUGCCUAUAAGAUUGACCCGAGCCGACCCGGUUCUGAUCUUGCCGGAGAAACCGCCGCCGCCAUGGCCGCCGCUUCCAUCGUCUUUCACCGUUCCAACCCCGCUUACGCUAGUGAACUCCUCACUCACGCUCGUCAGUUGUUUGAGUUUGCGGACAAGUACAGGGGCAAAUAUGACAGCAGUAUCACUGUGGCCCAGAAGUACUACCGAUCAGUUAGUGGUUAUGCGGAUGAGCUCCUCUGGGCUGCAGCAUGGAUGUACAAGGCAACCAAUGACCAAUACUACUUGGGCUACCUUGCCAAGAAUGCUGACGCUUUGGGUGGAACUGGCUGGGCAAUGACUGAAUUCGGGUGGGAUGUCAAGUAUGCCGGUGUUCAAGUCCUGGUUUCCAAGUUCUUAAUGCAAGGCAAAGCAGGACCCUACAAGGCGGUAUUCGAGAAGUACCAGGAGAAGGCAGAAUAUUUCUUGUGUGCAUGCCUAGGAAAGGGCAGCAAAAAUGUUCAGAAAACACCUGGUGGCCUCAUCUUCCGUCAGAGGUGGAACAACUUGCAGUUUGUCACCGGAGCUUCCUUCCUUCUUACAGUUUACUCCGACUACCUUUCCUCUGCUCGCUCGAACAUGCAGUGUUCUGCUGGCCGUAUUGCCCCUACUGAGCUGUUCUCAUUUGCCAAGUCUCAGGUUGACUACAUUCUUGGAGACAACCCAAGAGCAACAAGUUACAUGGUGGGAUAUGGAAGCAACUACCCACAACAUGUUCAUCACCGAGGUUCAUCCAUUGUUUCCUACAAAAAGAACCCCUCAUUUGUUACCUGCAGGGGAGGAUACGCGACUUGGUAUGGCAUGAAAUCAAGUGAUCCCAAUGUCCUUACUGGUGCUACAGUCGGUGGACCUGAUGCUUAUGACAACUUUGCUGAUGAAAGAGACAAUUACGAGCAAACUGAGCCAGCCACCUACAACAAUGCUCCUCUUAUUGGUGUUCUAGCUCGUUUGACUGGUCACAGCGGUUACAACCAGCUUCUUCCAGUUGUAGUACCAAAAUUUAAGCCAACUCCGGCACCACGUGCCAGAAGAACUCCUGCACCUAAAGCAAAGCCUUCUCCAGUGCGAAAAUACCACCGUACUCCAGCAUCACAUGCCAAACCAGUUCAUGCUCCAGCUUCAUCAUCUGCUCACGUUUCCAUCAAUCAGAAAGUCACAAAUUCGUGGGUUCACCAAGGAAGAACAUACUACAGAUACUCCACAUCAGUGACUAACAAGUCUAACAGAACAAUCAAGAACAUGAAGCUGUCUAUUAACAAGCUUUAUGGUCCUGUUUGGGGACUUACAAAGUAUGGAAACUCUUACGGAUUCCCAGCCUGGAUGAGCGCCUUACCAUCUGGAAAGAGCCUCCAGUUUGUUUACAUUCAUGCUUCGACUCCUGCUCGUGUUGCAGUCUCAAGUUACAAACUCUCCUAAGGAAAAAUGAAGCUCAGGUUUAUUUGUUCAUAAACUUGGAGUUGUGGAUGUAACAAUUGUGCAGCGUAUACUAGGAGUCGAGUCAAGUUUUUUUUUUUUAUUACUUUUGGAGUUGAUAGUUCUAUAUAUCUGAGUGGAUGAUGAUAGGGCUGUAGGAGAAGAAACGCUUUAGAGUAAUAAGAGUGUUAAGGUAGGAGGACGAAAGGUGUGAAGAGACGAAAUCAAAUAUGAGUGCUCAUCCUCUUUCAUCCCCGCCUUCACUGCUUAUAUAUAUGUAGAAUUUGCAAGAGCGAUUGUGAGAAGAGAAGAUGGGAAAAAACAGCUUCUCGAGUGAUACGGAGUACUUGUUGGGAGUGUUUUUAGUUCCUUUCAUGUAGUUCAAGAGAGAGAGAGUGUGUAUGCUUCUAAGGUGUGACUUUUUCGUCAUUUUUGUGUUUGAUGUUGUAAACUCUGCAACAUUUCCUUUUCUGAUUUGAAUGAAUAUAGAUUUCGGCAUUUUGUGUAAAAA
This is a messenger RNA of Spinacia oleracea (spinach), 2696 nucleotides long. RefSeq names its product endoglucanase 6. Bases 257 to 2188 code for a protein of 643 amino acids. Gene Ontology annotation, biological process: carbohydrate metabolic process. The transcript has 9 exons. The record is from RefSeq and is a predicted model, not a curated record. Lineage: Eukaryota; Viridiplantae; Streptophyta; Magnoliopsida; Caryophyllales; Amaranthaceae. Gene Ontology annotation, molecular function: hydrolase activity, hydrolyzing O-glycosyl compounds; carbohydrate binding.